Messenger RNA from Canis lupus familiaris (dog), 1876 nucleotides. It is a transcript of the gene OGFOD2, whose product is annotated as 2-oxoglutarate and iron dependent oxygenase domain containing 2. The record is from RefSeq and is a predicted model, not a curated record. The transcript is spliced from 7 exons. The coding region runs from base 52 to 1122 and encodes 356 amino acids. Gene Ontology annotation, molecular function: oxidoreductase activity, acting on paired donors, with incorporation or reduction of molecular oxygen; L-ascorbic acid binding; iron ion binding. Lineage: Eukaryota; Metazoa; Chordata; Mammalia; Carnivora; Canidae.
GCGCCGGAAGUGCUCCUCCGGAAGCCGGGGGGCGGCACGCGCCUCCUCACCAUGGCGACGGCCCGGGCCCCGCGGCGUUUCUGCCGCUGCGCCUGCUUCUGCACCGAGAACUUGUACGUAGCGCGCUACCGGCUCCACGUGCGCUUCCAGGGCGAGCAGCAGCUGCUCCGGGACUACGGCCGGAUCCUGCGCAGCCGAGGGUGUGUCAGCCCCAAGGACUUCCAGGAGCUGUUGGGAGAGCUUGAGCAGGAGGUAGAGCGGCGGCAGCGGCUGGGGCAGGAGUCCGCCGCCAGGAAAGCCCUCAUUUCGAGCUCCUACCACCCGGCGCGGCCUGACCUCUACAACACACUGCAGGAUGAGGCUCUGGCCCCUGAGUUUUUGGCUGCAGCUGAGUACAGCGCAUCACCAGGUGCAGACCUCGAAGGCCUUCUCCAGCGGCUAGAGAUGGUGUCUGGGGAGAAGCGGAUCUACCGGCUGCCCGUGUUCACAGCACCAUUCUGCCGGGCCCUGCUGGAGGAGCUGGAGCACUUUGAGCAGUCAGACAUGCCCAAGGGAAGACCCAACACCAUGAACAACUAUGGGGUGCUGUUGCACGAGCUAGGCCUGGAUGAGCCUCUGGUGACACCACUGCGGGAGCGCUUCCUGCAGCCACUGAUGGCGCUGCUGUACCCAGACUGUGGUGGAGGUUGGCUGGACAGCCACCGUGCCUUCGUGGUCAAAUACGCACUUGGCCAGGACCGCGAGCUAGGCUGCCACUAUGAUAAUGCUGAGCUCACCCUCAACGUGGCCCUCGGCAAGACCUUCACUGGGGGUGCCCUGUACUUCGGGGGCCUCUUCCAGCCCAGCUGUCUGCAGGCGCCGUCAGCCCUGGCCAGGCCCCUGGAAGUGGAGCAUGUGGUGGGCCAGGGCAUCCUGCACCGGGGCGGCCAGCUGCAUGGGGCCCGGCCCCUGGGCACAGGUGAGCGCUGGAACCUCGUCAUCUGGCUUCGGGCCUCUGCUGUGCGCAACCGCCUGUGCCCCAUGUGCUGCCGCAAACCCGACCUGGUGGACGACGACGAGGGCUUCGGCGAUGGCUUCACCCGCGAGGAGCCCACCGCUGUGGAUGUGUGCAUGCUGACUUGAGCCAGGUCGGGCCACGUGGGGGUAGCGUGGCAGGCCAGGGCUCUGCCUCCUAGGGUUGGGUGGGACAGGAAUAAACUCCCUCAGCCUUCAGGCACUUUUUGGUUCAAAAAGACACACAGGCUUCUGUGUCAUUCUUUCGGCAGACAGGCUGUCUUAGGUCAGGUUUGUUGGAGCCAGAGCCUGAGACAGGGAUUCCUGGGCAGGUGGUUUGUUGAGGGAACACCUUCAGGAGAAGGAGGACAGGGUGGAAAGGAGCUAAGCCAAGAUGUAGUUUCAAAGGGCAGCCAGCCUCAGCUUAAUUCCAGGGAGUGCUCUGGGGCAUAGACCUAGCAGUGUGUGCCCUGCAUCAGUGCGGCCACAGGGUGUGUCUGGGCUGGGGGGUGAGGAGGUGGCAGUCACUUCCCAGACCUCCGUCUCCAGGGCAGGUGGCUCCCAGUGGCCAAGGGAACCUUCCAGAGUACAGGAGUGAGUUAGCCUUGGGCACCAUGGUUGGGGUGGAGAGUGUCUGUCUAUAAAGGGAAUUUCAGUGAGACACCGACUAGCAACUUGCAGUUGGUGUUAAGGGCUUAAGAGCAGGGACCCUGGAGCUAGACUGCCUGGGUUCAAGUUCUAAUUCUGCUGCGUCCAGGGGUGCGAUUGUGGGGCAGCCACAUGACUUCUCUGUGCCUCAGUUUCCUCUCCUGGAAAGUACUUAUCUCCUAAAGCUGUUGUGAAAGUCAAAUGCCUUAACGUUCAUAAAGUGCUUUAUAGCAGG